Molecule: messenger RNA, 1914 nt
Organism: Cyclocybe aegerita
Lineage: Eukaryota; Fungi; Basidiomycota; Agaricomycetes; Agaricales; Hemipholiotaceae
Source: the annotation of a GenBank genome assembly
CAUGACCUCUCCAGACUAUUCAAAACAAGGCUACACGGACAUCAUCGUCACCCUAGAGGGGUCCAUCCUCACCAUCCUCAUCAACAAUGCCAAGAGGAGGAACACGUUGACGAAAACCCUUUGGACCGACCUGGUUCGCGUCUUCCAGCUCUCCGACAAGGACGACCGCGUUCGUGUCGUUAUCCUCACUGCUGAACCUACAGCGCCAGCGUACUGCUCUGGGGUUGACAUUUCGGGUGGGUGGGGUAGUCUGUGGAAGCCGGAGGAAGAGAAAGAGGGCGAACAUGCCCAUCGCGACAUGGGAGGACAACUGUCAAUGGCCGUCUACAACAACCGUAAAAUCACAAUCGCUGCAGUAAACGGGCAUGCGGUCGGAGUUGGUAUGACUGCCAUGCAGUUGCCAUUCGACAUCCGUUUCGCUUGGGAAGGGGCGAAGCUCGCGUUCCCAUUCGUACGACGCGGCAUCGUUCCCGAAGCCACCUCUUCAUACCUCCUUCCCCGCCUCCUCGGCACCUCACGCGCCAACGCACUCAUCCUCACCGGAGCGACCGUCUCUCCCACCUCGCCACUCAUCCGCGACCUCUACUAUGAGGUCCUGUCCACCCGCGAGGCUGUCUACCCCGCUGCCAAGGCCCUUGCCCAGGACCUCGCAGCGAACACGUCCCAGCUUGCCAUUGCCUACGCCAAGGGGUUACUGCAGCACUCGGGCGACUCGAUCGAGGAGAACCAUAUCCAUGAUUCGCGUGCGAUGCGACUCCUCGCGGCCUCUCCGGAUGGUUCGGAAGGCGCGCUUGCGUUUAAGGAGAGGAGGCUGCCGAAGUUCAGUGCGACGUUGGCGAAGGACAUUUCCCCAUGGUUCCCUUGGCAAACGCCCACCUUUGCCGCAUCCUCGGAACCGAACCACAAUCCUUCAUCCAGCCUUCUCGGAUUAUUGACUUCGAGCCCACUGGACCUCAAACAAGAUUCUGUGACUUCACCACCGACGACAGUCUUAACUGCCUACGUUGUAGUGGACCUUAACACACCCGCUCUGAUGGCUCGCGUCCGCGCACUCGAAGCAGAGAAGGAGAGUCGUCAACCUGAAGCUGCACAAGACACAUCGAAGUUGCCGCAUCAUCCUGCUCCUGUUGCCCCCCCUGUGCAUCCCUCCGCCUCGUUGCCGGCCCCACAAUCAAGCCACGAUGACAUAUUUGGCAUGCUCGAGAAAUUCCAGUCAAGGUUAGAGGAGACUGAAGCGCAGAGGAAGAAGGAUGCGGAGACGGCUGAAGCGCAGAGGAAGAAGGACGCGGAGACGGCUGAAGCGCAGAGGAAGACAGACCAGACGGACGCCAAGAACCAGUUCCGCAAGCUGGAAAUGAAUCUACAGGAACUGGAGCACAAGGUCAAGCGGCUCGAACAGAAUGCCAACGAUAGAGAACUGGAGCGGAAACAGAAGCACGAGGCCAUGCAACGACGCAUUGAAAGCCUUGCUGACGAUAUUGAGGCGACGACAGAUUUCCUUUUAGUCGGGGACGAGGCCGGACUUGAUCGAAUUAAACGCAGAAACUUACUUGCCCGCGCCCAAUCCUCACUUGCUGUGCACCUUGGGCUGACUAAUGAACAACACUUCACCUCGUUGUCCUUCCGGGAGGUUCUUGGUCCUUCAUCCACUCUCGAGGAACGACGCCAACGUCUCUCUGAGAUGUUGAAGGAGAAGAAGGAUGAGAUACCCAGCCAAGCUGCACUCCUCCUGACCAAGCCCGCCGCCCUUGAGCUACUGGCUGAGCGGUUUCCCAAGGUAAGACUUGAUGACGAUCAAGUUGCUCAUGGCCAUCGUCAACGGAGCUGGUAUGAGGGCUCAGUUUUCCGUUCAGUAGGAACAGACAAGGCUGCGUUGAUGAGCCUCCUUGACUUUGUUUUGCCAGUAGGACAGUA